CCAUAAAUCCCCCAUGGCUAUGAACCAUGGCUAAGGUGUAGCGUUCCAUUCAGCGCCGAUAUAACCAUAGAAUAACUAGAUGGUGGACUCUCAAGUUACUUACUACCGCUUUUACUUUCUUGCUUUUUUUGACGACAGGAGGCUUUUAUUAGUAACAGGAUUUUCUGUACUGUAUUUUAAGAUGACAAGUUUGUCAUCGUGAUUUUUAAACUAGUUCCCGUUCCUUUAACCGUAUCGGGAACGAGUACUUUCAAUGUUACGAAUAAGGAAUCGACUAUCUGGUUGGUGUGCUGUUAUCCCUGUGCUUUCAGCAGCGCAUUCGAUAACUGUUACCUCUUCGAAAGCAGGAGUCGGACCCAAAGAGCUGUGACUUCUUCAGAGGCAAGGAUGUGGCCAGAAGUGGCGUGGAUUCUAGGAAUUAAACGGCACAACAACGGCAGAACAAAAUGGACAGUUAAAAUUACCACUUAUGUUUGAACAGUAAAGUCGGGCAAGGAAAAAAAAAACCCGAUGUCUUAUGGAAUGUAGCUAGCGUUGGCUAACGAUUUUCAUUGAGUGCCUGAUCUUGUCACUUUUCUUGAGGACGAUGUGUGCAUUUCCCUGGACCGCGGUGGUACGGAGGUCCUGCCUGCUUUUGCUGCUGGUGUGCGAUGUGAUCCGGGCCCAGGAUCUGAAGCCAACUCGAUGGCCUCUGUUUUCCCAGAAGCCUGUUUUGCUGGCCUGGAACGCGCCCACAGAGGACUGUGGCCCACGCCAUGGUGUCAACUUCAAGCUGAGCCAGUUUGAGAUUGUGGCCUCACCCAAUGAAGGCUUUGUCAAGCAGAAUCUCACAAUCUUUUAUAAGGACCGUUUGGGUCUGUACCCAUACUACGAAAGGGAUGUGGCGUUUAAUGGUGGGAUCCCCCAGUCCGCUAGCCUUACUGCACACCUGGAGAGGAUGCCAGAUGGUGUGAGUAAGUACAUCCGUGAACUUGGUGCCAGGGGGCUUGCCGUCAUCGAUUGGGAGGAGUGGCGGCCCCUGUGGGUCCGCAACUGGGACACCAAGGACAUUUACCGUGAGCAGUCACGGCUCCUUGUCGCCAAAAAGAACCCAGACUGGUCUACAGACGUUGUAAACAGGGUGGCCCAGCAGGAGUUUGAGAUCUCCGCCAAAAAGUUCAUGCUGGAGACACUGAGGUAUGCCAAGAGCCUGCGUCCCAACCAGCUGUGGGGCUUCUACCUGUUCCCCGACUGCUACAACCAUAACUACAAGUCCAGCCUGGAGAACUACACGGGUCGAUGCCCGGACGUGGAGAUGGUGCGGAACGAUCAGCUGACCUGGCUGUGGACAGAGAGCACCGCCCUCUUCCCAUCCAUCUACUUGGCCCCCAAGCUGAACUCCACCUCCAUGGGCCGCCAGUUUGUCCGGAACCGCGUGCUGGAGGGAAUGAGGCUGGCGUCAACUGGUGAAGGUGUCACACGGCCCGUCUUUGUCUACACGCGGCCUACUUAUGCCAACCAACUGACCCUGCUGACUGAGACAGACCUGGUGUUCACCAUUGGGGAGAGUGUGGCGCUGGGAGCAGCAGGUGUAAUUCUGUGGGGAGACGCUGCCUACGCCAGCAGCAGUGCCAACUGUCGCAGUUUGAAUGAUUACCUGCUGGGUCCGCUUGGCCGGUACCUGCUCAACGUUUCCACGGCAGCAGAGCAGUGCAGCAGGGCCCUGUGCUCCUCCCGCGGCCGCUGCCUCCGGCGUCGCGCAAACGACAACGCUUACCUGCACCUGAGCCCGCACAGCCAGCCAAUCGUGAGUGAGGGCGGCAAGCUGAUGGUGAGUGGCCAGCCCAGCGCCGAGGAGACGGAGCAGCUGAACGCAAACUUCCGCUGUCAGUGCUACAGCGGCUACCAAGGGGAGGGGUGCGCGCAACCUGGGCCCGGCCUUCCCGGCGCCUCCCCCAGCCUGCGGCUCUACCUGCCUGGCCUGCUGCCCCUACUGCUGCACAUACUCCUUCACUGAGCCAGGUCACCCUGCCCCCUGGUGGCAGGGAGGAUUUCUGCAGGCACCGAAGGCAGGACCCACGGGCUAAUCUGUACUGAUGGUGACAAAGGAGUUACUUUGGGGCAGUGAUGGCUGGAACCAUUACUAUGAUCGUGAACCCUGAACCACAGGCCUCCCCAGCCCUGGCUUGUUGGGACAGUUGGACUCCUAAGGUCCUUAUGGACUCCAGCUGGUCCUUAUGGACUCCAACCUGUGGUAGGGGCUUAGGCUUCUGGACACCUGUCCAAAAUCUUAGUUGAGGUCUGAGCAAAAUCAAUAAUAAUCACGCACACAUUUUCACCAUAAGUUGUCUUUAGAUUUUUCUGAAAUUCUUAGAUGGGAUGGUGCAAUUGUAAAGCCUAAACCAAUAGGAUGUUUAGUUGCCUUUUUUCCAGGUUUUCAGCUGAAAUGGUCUCAUCCACAGAUUUUGUAUAUCCAAAGGUGUGUCUUACAGUGAGGAAUUUCUGGGUCAUUAUCCACAUGCAUUUUUGAGCUCCUCAGUCCCUUAACUUAGGUGUGCGGCCCACUUGCAGGUGUGUAUGUGUGCAUGUGCAUAGGCAUGAUGGUUCUGGAUGUGACUGACGCAGACUGGGUGGUUCUGACUGUUACAUGUGACUGUCAGUCCACCAGCCUCUAAUCUGAAGGGCAGAGCGGAACACAUUAGGACAGGGAAGCAUAUUCAGACAGUGUGUGUGUGUGUGUGGGUCAGAUAUUUGCUUAAUGCCUUAUUUCUUAAAGCUUCCUCUCAACCAUGAAAAGAAGUCUCAAGAGGAGCUAUAAAAUAAAAUUUUUAUCAAGGAAUAUGUAUUUUUUUGAACAUAUCUAUUUUUUAUUGCUUUGUUAAAUCUUUUUUUGAUACUUUCAGUGUUAGAAAAUCUGGAAUACUGACAGACUAGUACUAAUGCGUAUUAUUAUGGUUCCCUCAUAUGGCUUUUCUGGGGGGGGGGGGGGGGGACAGAGGGCUUUACCUAAUGGGGUUACAGAAACUCUUGCGUGCCCUCACGUUCUAGUAGAAAUUCCUUGAAACCCUCAGGGCUUUCUGAAAUGUUAAGGUAAAUGGAUACAUAUUAUAAUGCAGAAACACUGGGAUCUGGCUGCCCAUCCCACCCCCACAGCUUGACACACUGAAAACCACAGCACUAUGCAGCUCCUGAACUUUCCAGGAAGACCUCAAAUUCACAGCUGCUGAGGCAUAAGCUACGGCUGUUUCCAAGGAGAAGAGUAUUUCUGCUUUCCACACCUAGAAUGCAAUUCGGCUUGCAAUGUGUGCCACCCACAUCCGCCUCAGAACAGUCAUUUAAAAGGAUUUCAGUUCCUGGAAAGCUUCUGAGUUGCAUAUCCAUGCCAUUUUUAAGAAGGGUUCUGCUUCACAUUUAUUUUCCCUCACAGUAUAUUAUCCCGAGUAAGUGCUAGUCAAGAGGUUCAAUGGUAUUAUUUUGUGUGUGAAUCUGGAAUUCCGUGGAACUUUGUCUGAAUUCAAACUGGAAUAGACCCCCCUCCCCCCCCUGCACCUGCCAUACUCUGACUUCCUAGAGGCUUGCACUGUUUCUGUUCCUUUCACAUCAUGUCUAAGUGCUAAAAUGUAUUAUAUAGCCUAUAUUUCACAUUCACAUUGGGUGUAUAGGUGUUCUGUAAGUAAGUAUGGACAAUUGCUAUUAUAGUUUUAAUUUAAUUGGUUAAUCAUGAAUUUUUUGUGGCUGAUGCAGGGUUGAGUUCACUGAAGGCCCUGGGAAAAUAAAGGAAUGACAUGUGCUAAUCCAUGCCUUUUCUAUAUGCUGUGCAUAUGGAACUGUACGCCUUGAAAGUGAAGUUUAUAUUUCAGUCAUUUUUAGCUAUGUUUGUAACUUUGUGAAUAGAAGGUUUGCCUUCUAGGUGAAAUUAUUCAGGUAUUAAUUGCUGAACACUUUGUUUUGACCUCCAAACAAACAAAAUUGAAAACAAAAAUAAAAAAGGAACCAAACUGA
This is a messenger RNA of Anguilla rostrata (American eel), 3981 nucleotides long. RefSeq names its product hyaluronidase 2b (gene hyal2b). Gene Ontology annotation, cellular component: cytoplasmic vesicle. Gene Ontology annotation, molecular function: hyalurononglucosaminidase activity; hyaluronoglucuronidase activity. Gene Ontology annotation, biological process: carbohydrate metabolic process; hyaluronan catabolic process. The transcript is spliced from 4 exons. The record is from RefSeq and is a predicted model, not a curated record. Bases 587 to 1996 code for a protein of 469 amino acids. NCBI's taxonomy places the organism in Eukaryota, Metazoa, Chordata, Actinopteri, Anguilliformes, Anguillidae.